Messenger RNA from Micromonas commoda, 804 nucleotides. Its product is annotated as bile Acid:Na+ symporter family. The coding region runs from base 1 to 804 and encodes 267 amino acids. The record is from RefSeq and is a predicted model, not a curated record. Gene Ontology annotation, cellular component: membrane. The transcript has a single exon. NCBI's taxonomy places the organism in Eukaryota, Viridiplantae, Chlorophyta, Mamiellophyceae, Mamiellales, Mamiellaceae.
AUGCUCGGCAUGGGACUCACGCUCGAGUUGGACGACUUUCUCGACGCCGUCAAGAAACCGAAACAGGUCGCGCUCGGAGUCGCGCUGCAGUACACGAUCAUGCCCACGCUCGGUCUCGUCAUCGGCAAACUCUUCCCCGUCGCCCGGCCCGUCGCCGUGGGCCUCAUCCUGGUCGGGUGCUGCCCCGGGGGCACCGCGAGUAACCUCGUCACCUACCUCGGCCGAGCCAACGUAGCGCUCUCCGUGGUUUUGACCACGGCGUCGACGUUUCUGGCGUGCGCGCUGACGCCUCUGAUGACGAAGACGCUGGCGGGGACGCUGGUGCCGGUGCCCGCGUCCGGGUUGUUCGCCAGCACGCUUCAGGUGGUGCUGCUGCCCAUACUCGGCGGGUUAGCGCUGAAGCGGUGGUUCCCGGAGGCGGUGAAAAAGGUUACGCCGUUUUGCCCGCCCUUCGCCGUCGCCACCGUCGCGCUCGUGUGUUCCAGCGUCAUCGGCUCCUCCUCCGUCGCCAUCGCCUCCGCGGGCGGCGCGCUCAUCGCCGCGGUUGCGACGCUGCACGCGUGCGGGUUCGCGCUCGGGUACGGCGUCGCGUGCGCGUUUGGAUUUCCCGAGCCCGAUCGUCGGACGGUGUCCAUCGAGGUUGGGAUGCAAAACAGCGCGCUCGGCGUCGUGCUCGCGACGGCGCACUUCGCGGAUCCGCUCGUGGCGGUGCCGUGCGCGAUAUCGGCGACGGUGCACUCGUGCCUGGGGAGCGCGCUGGCGGGGACGUGGCGCGCGUUGGACGAUGGGAAGAACAGGGCGUGA